Molecule: messenger RNA, 2412 nt
Organism: Pleuronectes platessa (European plaice)
Lineage: Eukaryota; Metazoa; Chordata; Actinopteri; Pleuronectiformes; Pleuronectidae
Product: probable polypeptide N-acetylgalactosaminyltransferase 8
Exons: 12
Coding region: 1-1875 (624 amino acids)
Cellular component (GO): Golgi apparatus
Source: RefSeq, a predicted model, not a curated record
AUGAGGUUAGCGUGGAACAACCGACCUGUCUUCGUGCUGGCGGGGUUCGCACUCGUCUUCAACGUGGGCAUGUUUCUGAAACAGCGGCCCGGGCCCGAGCGGGUUGCGACCCGAGGGACCAAGAGUCUGUCUGAGCUGGAGGCGCGACUCGGUAACAUGUACAAAAUGCUGGAAGAUUUUGGACUAAAGCAGGAGGCCAUGCAGAAAAUGCUUGAAAACAUAGACGGAUCCAGAAAAGCUGUGGAGGCCAAAUGGCCGCCUGAGCAGCCGGAGCAUCCUGAGCCGCCAGAGCAUCCUGAGCCAGAGAUCCCAAAUGCCCCCGGAGCGGUGACGUCUAAACAACUGUUUCCUGACUCUCCCCUGUUCAAGCAUUGGGGGCAGAACCUGUCUGAGGUCGAGCAGCGAGAGGCCGAGGCUCUGUUUCUGGAGUACGGGUACAACACAUUCCUCAGCGAUCGCCUCCCACUGGACCGAGUUCUUCCAGAUACUCUGGAUCCGAGGUGUCUGACGAAGACGUAUGCCAAAGACCUGCCGAGUCUGGGAGUGGUGCUGAUCUACCUGAACGAAGCUCUGUCUGUGAUCAAGCGGGCGCUGCGCAGCAUCAUCGACCGCACCCCCAAGAGCAUCCUGAAGGAGAUGAUACUGGUGGACGACGGCAGCUCUCAUGAGGACCUGAAGGGCGACCUUGACGAGUACGUGGAGUCACUGAAGAGAGGGAACCCGACUCUACACGUCACUCGAGUGAGGCACCGCAAGCCGCGAGGGCUCGCCUCCGCCAGAGUGGCUGGGUGGAGGGCUGCCACUGCUGAGGUGGUGGCCAUCCUGGACGCACACAUCGAGGUCCACGAGAGGUGGGCCGAGCCCCUGCUCACUCAAAUCAAAGGUGACCGUACAGUGGUGGUGUCGCCCGUGUUCGACAAAGUCAACUUCGACAACCUGGAGGUCAUUCUGUACCAGCCAGCGGCGCACGCCUUCGACUGGGCUCUGUGGUGCAUGUACGAAGGAUUCAGCCCUGAGUACUACAAGCUCCAAGACGGCUCACUGCCCGGCAAGAGUCCAUCCAUCAUGGGAAUCCUAGUCGCUGAUCGGGAGUUCCUUGGGGAGAUUGGAGUUCUCGAUGAUGGAAUGAAAGUGUACGGUGGGGAGAAUGUUGAGCUGGGAAUUCGUGUGUGGACGUGCGGAGGCAGUGUUGAAGUGGUCCCUUGCUCCAAGAUCGCCCACAUCGAGAGGAACCACAAGCCCUACAUGCCCGACCUGAGUCAAGCCAUGAAGAGAAACGCACUGAGGGUAGCAGAAAUCUGGAUGGACGACUACAAGCACAACGUCAACUUGGCCUGGAACUUGCCAUUUGAGAAUCACGGGAUUGACAUCGGGGACGUGUCUGAGAGGAAAAAACUCAGAGAGAGGCUGAACUGCAAACCUUUCAAAUGGUACCUGGAGAACGUGUAUCCCAAGUUGGAUCCCUGGGAUGACAUACUGGCCUAUGGAGGAAUGAAGAAUCUGGACGCCAACAUGUGCUUGGACCAAGGCCCAGUGCAGGGUCCCAGACCCAUCGCCUACAGCUGCCACUCCUAUGGACCCCAAGUCACGUAUUACCGCGGGACUGGUGAGCUCUACAUCGGUGGCAUCAAGUCCCACAAGUACAACGACAACCGGUGUAUAACCGACGCCGGCGAACCAGAAACCGAGCCUGGACUUCACAACUGCAUGGAGGCCAUUCAGAAAGGAAUGGGGAUAUACUGGGGCUUCACUCAGGGCAAAGAGCUGAAGAACACACUGACAGAAAGAUGCCUGGAAAUGAAAGACGACAAACUUAUAAUGCAGGAAUGCACUGGUCAAAGAUGGAAAGUUGAAAACAUAGUCAAAGCCUUUUAAAAAGUUUGUGUGUGUGGCCAACAAGAGGUGAAGAAAAUAAUGUUUAAAAUAUAAAAUACUAAGUUUAAUUAAUGUGACUGAUCUAAAUUGUGUCUUGUCCCCAUUUUGUAAAUCUUGAGUUCUGAAUUGACUUUACCUUUAUAGAUUUGUUUUACAUCUUGUGUGUCCAAAGUAACGGCUGCAAAUCGUUUUCACAAUUGAAUUGGCAAAGGUCAGAAAGAUGUUGUGAUUCUCAUUGGUAUGAAUUGACUUUGGAAAAAUACCUAAAGAUUUCAAUUUAGAAGAAUAAGUGAGCAAAUCCCAUAUUGUUUAGAUCUUCUUCUGUCAUGGAUCCAAAAUGAUGACUCAUGAUUAAUUGUGUCUUUGUAUCAGCUCCGACCAGUUAUCUUAUUUAUUUUCAUCUUUAAAAACUCCUACAGCCUCAUCUACAGCUGCUGGUUUGAUGAGAGUUCAGUUUAGUGUGUGACCAAACAAAACUAAUGCCACAAAUUCUACUUUUACAAGCACUGGAAUACUUAAAGUGCAGAAGUUGUUCAA